Paramecium tetraurelia is the source of this 356-nucleotide messenger RNA. RefSeq lists its product as uncharacterized. The record is from RefSeq and is a predicted model, not a curated record. NCBI's taxonomy places the organism in Eukaryota, Ciliophora, Oligohymenophorea, Peniculida, Parameciidae. The transcript has 2 exons.
AUGAGAUUAUUAUUAGUUCUAUUGAUAGUCACAAUAGUUUCUGCCUCAAUGGCUCCUCCCAUUACAAGUAACGACAAAAAAUGGGUGAAAUCAUCAAUUGAAAAUAAUGAUUGCCAUAAAGAUUGUAAAAGAGCAGAUGGCCAUGUUUGCGCCGGAUUGCAUAAAUCAUAAUGUUGUCAAAGACAUUGGUGUUUAUAGGAUGAAAAAUUACAUGACGUUUGGAGCUGCAGAACUGGAUUCGAAAUUCAUGUUGAUUCAUGUAAUUCAUUCCCUAAAAGAGAUGCAGGAUUUCUAUAAGAAACAGAUUGAUAUAAGCAAUUAAAAUCAUUUACAUAUCCAGUAAAAUACAUUUAUUC